AUGGCGACGACACUUGACGUGCAGCAGCAGCAGCAGAUCGAGACGUCCGUGCUUCGGACUGAGGAGAUGUUUGCGCUGACCAAGCGCAGAGACGCUGUGGUUUCCGACUUUGCCCCGAGCAAACGAGUGCGCGUGCGGACAAAGUUGCAUGAUUCGUACUUACUGGAGAUCCCUGGAGCGUUACGGGAGUCGGAAGGCUCAGCUGGAGCUAUUGACACUUUUUUUGAGACGACUGGAUGUGCCGUCCCUGGUCCUGCUUUGCCACCGGCAGAUGUGGUCAUUGGUGGACAUCCAGUACCCUCUGGACCUGGGAUCUCUAUGGCAGGUGAAGAAGAUACGGCCAAAGCUGUCGAAGAAAAGUCGUCAUUUGUGGACCAAGUGGCAAAAGAAGUUGAAAGGGAGCUGGCACUUGCAAAACGGAAGCUUGCGGCAGCAGCAACUAGUAACGGAGAUGCGUCGAAGGCUGUUGUGGCGUAUAAGAACCAAACAGAGACGUCGACUCAGUUAGGCACGAUUCGUAGACGUGCAACCGAGGUACCAAAACCAAAGUGGCACGCGCCGUGGAAGCUCAAGCGUGUGAUUGCUGGCCACCUCGGAUGGGUGCGCUCGAUUUCCGUCGAUCCUACCAACGAUUGGUUCGUUACGGGCUCUGCGGAUCGGACGAUCAAGGUCUGGGACUUGGCAUCAGGGCAGUUGAAACUCACGCUCACUGGGCACAUCAAUGCCAUUCGCGGGUUGGAAGUGAGCUCGCGCCACCCAUAUCUUUUUUCGGCAGGAGAAGACAAGAAGGUGCUGUGCUGGGACCUCGAGUACAACAAGAACAUUCGAAGCUACCAUGGCCACCUGUCGGGCGUGUUUUCGCUGAAACUGCAUCCAACGCUUGAUGUCCUUGUCACGGGCGGUCGCGAUGCCGUUGCCCGAGUCUGGGACAUGCGAUCGAAGAAUCAGAUUCACACGCUUGCGGGUCACCAGGGCACGGUGUGGGGCUUGGAGACACAAACGACGGAUCCGCAGAUCAUUACCGGCUCCAGCGAUAGCACGGUCAAACUAUGGGAUCUUGCCGCCGGAAAAGUGAUGACAACGCUGACGAACCACAAGAAGGCUGUUCGCGCCGUGACAAAGUCUCCAACGGAUCACACCUUCAUGUCGGGUGCGGCCGAUAACAUGAAAAAGUGGGAGGCAAAGGAAGGCUGCUUUCUGCGCAAUUUCUCGGCGCACAAUGCUAUCAUCAACUCGAUUUCGAUCAACCAGGACGGCGUGAUGGCUUCAUGUGGAGACAACGGGUCCAUGCGCUUUUGGGAUUACCAGACAGGCUACUGCUUCCAGACCGAGUCAACCAUAGCGCAGCCUGGCUCUUUGGACAGCGAGACAGGCAUUUUCGCAUCGACUUUUGACAAGACAGGCCUGCGGUUCAUCACGUGCGAGGCGGAUAAGACCAUCAAGGUGUGGCAAGAAGACAGCUCGGCAUCAAAGGAGUCGCAUCCUAUCAACAUGACCCAGUGGACGAAGGACUUUACAACCCCAAAGCGAUUUUAG
Peronospora matthiolae is the source of this 1536-nucleotide messenger RNA. The record is from the annotation of a GenBank genome assembly. Lineage: Eukaryota; Oomycota; Peronosporomycetes; Peronosporales; Peronosporaceae.